Molecule: messenger RNA, 1119 nt
Organism: Aureobasidium namibiae CBS 147.97
Lineage: Eukaryota; Fungi; Ascomycota; Dothideomycetes; Dothideales; Saccotheciaceae
Exons: 1
Coding region: 1-1119 (372 amino acids)
Source: RefSeq, a predicted model, not a curated record
AUGUAUCCCUCUGCGCGCCCGAGGGCCAUGCAUGCCUUGGCUCAAACCGCUUUGCCAAGCUUAUCCCAGAUAACAACAUCAAUUAACACGGGUCCGAGUCAGUAUUCGUAUACCAUAUCAACCAAGAAGACAACUCUACUACGAUACCUGGGUCUGCUCAAUCCUGCCCCGAACAAAAUGAAGCGGAUUGGGGACCUACCCAGCAAUAAGAUCUGGUUCUUUGACGUGCGUAAUGUACGCUGUUGGUCUAGUUUCAAACUAGAAACAAUGCUGGGUGUACCAGAGUUACGAUCUUUGCUUCUUCGAGAAGUACUAUGUGAUGAGCUCCCAACACCUCCUCCCGUCACCUACAAGCCGGCCACAGAGCAGCAUUUGCGUCUCGCAUAUCGUGACUAUUAUGGAGUCAAGUUGAAUGCGGCCUUGAAGUCAUCAAUGACUCAACCGGCCCUGCAAAUGUACAGUCGUCACGGAGGUGCCUCUCUGACGACUCCAGAUUUUACAUCUUGCACUAGUCAUGAGCUCAGUCCUGCUGGGAACAAUCGUGUUGUCGGAUUGAUACUGCCUAAUUUACAGUGGAAGACCGAGAUGCGAGUUGGCGAUUCGAACGAGAGAAUAAAGUAUUUACACGGUUUAGCACGCCUGCAGCACUUGCUGCGUGAGAACAACUGCCGCUAUGGCUUCAUCAUCACAGAGAUUGAACUGGUGUGCGUACGAUACGGUGGCAACGAUACAAUCUACGACGCCGAGCGCGAACAAGCCCAGACAAAGUUCUCUUCUUCCCACGUUACAUCCUCACAUCACAUCCCCAUAUUCGGAUUUUUCGAAGUCACGGACAGCAUACCUUUGAGGGACAACAAUACAAACCCUUAUGGCCCUCUGACCAUGACAGCUGGAUUGGCACUCUGGUAUCUGCACAUGCAAGCUCAAGAUCAAGCGCUUCCAGGACAUGAGCACUGGCAAAUACAAGUCGGGACUUCUGCUGCCAUGACGAGGCACAAAUACGUGCCCACGGACCCGUGGGUGCCGAAACAUAGCAAGGUACAAGGACGAGUGACGACGAGAUUGAGAGGCUGGGUGAUGGCUGAAGAUAAAGUCUGUCAAAGGUUGGAGGCUCGGUAG